UUAUCUCACUAUUUAUAUAAAAUAUUCACUCUCUCUCUUUUUCAAUUUCACAUUUAUUUACUUGGAUUUAUAUAAAAAAAAUAAUAAUUAAUUAGUGUUCUCAACUCAAACUCCGAUUUUGAAACCCAGUGAUCGUCAUGGAUUUCAUAAAUAAAUAAAUCUAUUUGAUCGGUUCUCUCUCUCUCUCUCUUCGCGAAAUUACUCUCUCUCUCUCUCUCUCUCUCUCUCUCUCUCUCUUCGUCUCUGUCUCUCUAGGGUUUGAAGUCAGAACAACUCCUUUGCUCGACACAACACAGUCCGAGAUAUAUAUACGUAUAUCUGUAUCUGUGUGUAUAUAUAUUUUUCCCCAAUUGUACGUUUCUGAGUCUGAAUAUUUUUUGUUUUUAAAAUUUUGUUGUUGAAAAGCAUCGAGUUUCUUUCUACCUUCUACUUGGCGCCCAUGUUGAAGCUUGUUUCAGAAUUCGUCGUCGAUUGCUUUGUCUCUUAAGAUUAGGUAAGAAAUAUCAUUUUUUUUCAGCGGUGUUGAUAUUGAUAUUACCACAAUAAAGAGAGCCUAGCAAAGUGCUUCCAGAUGUUGCUUGGUGUAUGUUGAAUGAUUGCCAGCAUGGACUUAAAUGCCUCGCCACAGCCAGAAGAAGAGGAAGACUCUUUUGAGCCACAUUUAGAAGAAGACAAUGCACCAGAACAUACAGCACAUGUAGAGCAUAUAGAGUCUGCAGUUGAAAUUGCUCGUCGGGAGCGUGAAGAAAGACGGCAACGACUGAAAAGAGAACGCCCAGAUGACAGACCAACGCAUGCAUCUAAGCCACCUAUUUAUGAUCAAAUGCUUCAGAAAAACUUUAGAACUUAUGAUAGAAAUAAGCUUCCCCCUGGUUGGUUGGAUUGUCCUGCAAUUGGUCAGGAAAUUUGUUGCAUGAUUCCUUCUAAAGUUCCACUGGGUGAAUUCUUCAAUGACUGUAUUCCUCCUGGCAGAAGAUACUCUUCUAAGCAAGUGAUUCAUCAACAGAGAGUUUUAGGAAGAAAACUUGGUUUGGUGAUUGAUCUUACAAAUACUAGUCGUUACUAUCCUGCAUCAGAUUGGAAGAAAGAAGGUAUCAAGCAUGUUAAGAUUCAAUGCAAGGGUCGUGAUUCUGUACCUGAUAAUGAGGCUGUAAAUUACUUUGUCUAUGAGGUUUCACAAUUUCUCUCCCGUCAGAAGCUUUCAAAGAAGUAUGUUCUUGUUCAUUGCACACACGGGCAUAAUCGAACAGGGUAUAUGAUUGUUCAUUAUCUCAUGCGUACACUAUGCAUAUCUGUCACACAGGCAAUUAAGGUAUUUGCUGAUGCACGCCCACCAGGAAUCUACAAACCAGAUUAUAUUGAUGCCUUGUACAACUUCUAUCACGAAAGAAAACCUGAAAUUGUUGUUUGCCCUUCAACUCCAGAGUGGAAAAGAUCUUCUGUUCUUGAUCUUAAUGGAGAUGCGGUGCCAGAUGAUGAUGAUGAGGAUGAUGAUGAUGGAGGGCCUGCCGCUCCUUUGCAUGAGAAUCAUGAGAUAGAUGCAGUAAUGACAAAUGAUGAUGUUUUGGGAGAUAGUGUACCCUUCGACCAGCAAAAUGCAAUGCGGCAGUUCUGCUAUCAAGCACUUAAGUUGGGUAUAGGGGUAAGAGGAAACGCACAAUUCCCUGGUUCACACCCAGUUUCACUUAACAGGGACAACCUACAAUUGUUAAGGCAACGGUACUAUUACUCCACAUGGAAAGCAGAUGGAACACGAUAUAUGAUGCUAAUAACCAUGGAUGGUUGUUACUUAGUUGAUAGGAAUUUUAACUUUCGUAGGGUCCAGAUGCGAUUUCCAUGCAAAAGCACUAAUGAAGCUUUAGCUGAGAAGACUCACCACUAUACAUUACUUGAUGGGGAGAUGAUAAUUGAUACUUUGCCGGACUCACAGAAGCAGGAAAGAAGAUACUUGAUUUAUGAUCUGAUGGCAAUUAAUCAAGUCUCUGUUGUAGAGCGGCCCUUCUAUGAACGGUGGAAAAUGCUCGAGAAAGAAGUGAUUGAACCUCGAAACCAUGAACGCCAACAUAUAUACCAAAGUAGAAAUCCAUAUUACAGAUAUGAUUUGGAACCAUUCAGGGUGAGGAGGAAAGAUUUUUGGUUGCUCUCUACUGUCACCAAACUUUUGAAGGAAUUCAUUCCAAGGCUUUCACAUGCGGCAGACGGUCUCAUUUUUCAGGGCUGGGAUGAUCCUUAUAUUCCCCGAACACAUGAAGGCCUCUUAAAGUGGAAAUAUCCUGAGAUGAACUCAGUCGACUUCUUGUUUGAGAUGGUUGAUGAUCGCCAGCUACUUUUUUUGCAUGAACGAGGAAAGAAGAAGCUGAUGGAUGGAAAUAGGGUUGAAUUUGGUGAUGAUUCUGAUCCCACCUCAUACUCGGGGAAGAUUGUCGAAUGUUCUUGGGAUUCAGAGAGAGACGUAUGGGUCUGUAUGCGCAUCAGGGCAGAUAAAUCAACCCCAAAUGAUUUCAAUACUUACAAGAAGGUGAUGCGAAGCAUAAGGGACAAUAUCACGGAAGACGUGUUAUUGAAUGAGAUUCACGAGAUUAUUCGCCUUCCCAUGUAUGCUGACAGGAUACGCAAUGAUAGCAAAGCCCAUCACCACCACUCAAAUUCAGCACGACGCAAGUGAGUGGUAAAACAAAGGAGAGAAGAAAACUGUAGAAGGCAACAGUGGAGACCGGUAAUUAGGACAAUCACCCAAUGAGGUGUACCCUUUACUGUUUACAAGCCAAAGUAAUUGCCGGAGUUCUUUUUUUUUUUUUUUUUUAAAAGUUGAGCAUGUGCAUGAUGAUGGGCCGUAUUGGCAAGAAGGGUGUCACCGAGAGUAGUAGUGUGUAAUUAGCUAUACCUUUAGUUAUAGCCUCUUUGUAAUGUGUGCCAAGCUGGUGGGGGUUGUAUUAUGAUCCAGUUGGUACACAUUAGUAGUAGCAGUAGUACUUUAAAAAAAAAAGAAAAAAUCAUGCCGUGGGGACUACUUGACUUUCUGAUAGCAAUAGGAUCCAUAUGUAUAUUAGCAUUUAUUAUCAUCAGCUUCUCUUUUUCCUUC
Molecule: messenger RNA, 3082 nt
Organism: Camellia sinensis
Lineage: Eukaryota; Viridiplantae; Streptophyta; Magnoliopsida; Ericales; Theaceae
Biological process (GO): DNA recombination; protein dephosphorylation; DNA repair
Molecular function (GO): mRNA guanylyltransferase activity; DNA ligase (ATP) activity; ATP binding
Source: RefSeq, a predicted model, not a curated record